Messenger RNA from Menidia menidia (Atlantic silverside), 861 nucleotides. Lineage: Eukaryota; Metazoa; Chordata; Actinopteri; Atheriniformes; Atherinopsidae. The record is from the annotation of a GenBank genome assembly.
AUGGGAGGCUGCUCGGCUCCAAAUUGCUCCAAUUCCACCAGCAUUGGCAAGCAGCUGUUCAGGUUUCCUAAAGACCCUGUGCGUAAAAAGAAGUGGGUGGUGAACUGCAGACGUGACUUUGAACCAACUCCCCACUCCAGACUGUGUCAAGACCACUUUGAGCAGAGCCAGUUUGAGGAAAUAGCCAGGUCUCCAGCUGGUGGGAAGAAGCUGAAGCCCAAUGCCAUCCCCACCCUGUUCAGCGUGGGGGACCCUCCUUAUCCUGCUGUCACCACCCCUUACAUCCUUCUGCCGCUCAAGCACGAAACCGAGUUAAACUUUGGGGACCAUGGCUAUGCCAGACGCACCCCCCUGCCCGGUAUGGAGGGAGACGACGCAGACGGGACCGCUGAGGACCAGCAGCCCUGCACACAGUGUUACCUGCUUAAGAAACAACUGGAGCAGGAGAUGCAGCACACUGCCAGACUGCAGAGGGAGGCCGAAGAGAUGAAGAAGAGACUUUACAGGCUGGACAGGAUUGAAAAGGGCCUCCAGAACUUCCUGUUCGAGGACCAAAUCCGAGCCCUGUCCCUCACCAAGCGCUCGCGUCGCGCCGUGUGGUCCCCAGAGACCAUCCUGAAGGCCCGAAAGAUCCGCUGCGCCGUGGGAACCAAAGGCUACGAGUACCUGAGAGAGAUCGGCUACCCGCUGCCCUCCUACAGGACUCUGUGCAAUCGUCUGGAGACUAAGAUCAUGGUGACGACGGACAUGAGCUGCGAGGAGCUGGCCGAGCUGGGCCUGGGGCUCAUGGCCACCUGCAGCAGUCCCACAGAAGCUGUGGGAGACAACGAGGAGGCAGAACUGAUAGGUGUGCUGUCCUGA